This is a messenger RNA of Pistacia vera, 1182 nucleotides long. RefSeq lists its product as uncharacterized. The transcript is spliced from 4 exons. Lineage: Eukaryota; Viridiplantae; Streptophyta; Magnoliopsida; Sapindales; Anacardiaceae. Gene Ontology annotation, cellular component: nucleus. Gene Ontology annotation, biological process: regulation of cell cycle. The coding region runs from base 34 to 1131 and encodes 365 amino acids. The record is from RefSeq and is a predicted model, not a curated record.
GCUCCAAGCCACCAACUGGUUCACCAGAGAGAAAUGGGGAAAAGAGAAAGAGAGAAAGACCGACUCAUUCGAACUCUUAAUGAGCACCUUAACAACAUCCAUGACACCUUACAGAGUUUGGAUCAAACAGUAGCUUCGUCGCUAGAAAAAGUGAGCUGGAACGAUGUUUUGAAGAUGGGUGAACAAGUCUCCAAGCAAGCCACUAAUGUGGGUAUGCUUUGGACUGGGGAGACACCAGAAGCUAAAGCAGUCGACGAGAACAUGGCGGCUUACUUUAAUACCCUGCAGGGUUUCCUUUUGCAUACCUAUGGAAGUACAGUUGGUGCUGGACCUACUCUUUCUUCUGCAAUCCAUGCGUCUGUGAAGCAAGUUGUUGAUUCAAGUUUUAAGUUGAUGAAGGAAUCUGUUAAUUUAUAUGGAUCUCGCAAUAAAGAUCAAGCACAUGCAAUGCCUCAGUUUGUUGGUGCAGUUUGGGAAGCUUGCACUGCUCUUAAGAAGACUCCUGCCACAAAUAUCACAGCAAUUGGACGAGCUAUGACACAGGUUGCUGUUUCCAUGAAGGACGUUCUUCGUGAGAUGAAGGAGCUUAAGCCUGGUCCCUCUGAUCCAAGUGAAGCUUCUGAUGAUGCUUCAUCUAACGCAGACACUGGAGCUCAAGAUGAUGAAAAUUUCAGUUUGGGUGAUUUAGGCAAUGACUUGUCACCUGAGGAGAUGAAAGUAGCUCAACUGGCAAUUGGUAUUGUGUCUGAGACACUUGUUGUCAUCAAGGAACUAAUCCGCACGAUCACAGGUUUGCUUAAGCUGGAGAAUCCAGAUGAUAAUGGUAAAUUUGUGGACUCUUUGGAAAAAAUAUUGAAAUUAUGUCAAGGACUAGGACUACAGAUUGAUGAACUUGGAGCCUGUCUUUACCCCCCACAAGAGGUUUCAGCUAUGAAGACAGUGAUGGAGAAAAUAUCGAGCAUUACUGAUGAACUUCAGACAGAAGUAGAAAGUUUUAAGAGCUCCUCCGAAGCUUUCAUUCAGGUGUGCAAUGGUUUGAGGAAUUCAUUGAAACAAAUGGACUCUGAACUAGAUUGCUCAAGUACAACUGAUUUAGAAGUUAAAAUGCAGAAUGUUUCUGUAAGCAAUUAGAGAGAGUGGGUGAGAAACAAAUCAUGGUUUGUAUUUGUGAUUACCCGUUGC